Oncorhynchus mykiss (rainbow trout) is the source of this 4522-nucleotide messenger RNA. Its product is annotated as formin-binding protein 1-like. Gene Ontology annotation, biological process: signal transduction. The record is from RefSeq and is a predicted model, not a curated record. Gene Ontology annotation, molecular function: protein binding. Lineage: Eukaryota; Metazoa; Chordata; Actinopteri; Salmoniformes; Salmonidae.
GGCGAACCUGAACCUCCCGGUUCUCUGAAUCCUAGAUCCCAACUUCCUUCGCUAGAGCUGAAUUUAGACAGCUCCUCAGGAUGUGAGCAAGGAGUGUAUACCACAGACGACAGCAGACGAUUGGAAACGCAACAUUGGCGAGUUUUGAGCUGGGAAUACACUGACAAUCUGGGGGUUUAGCAACCAGGGGAGUCCACAAUGACUUGGGGAACGGAGCUUUGGGACCAGUUUGAAAACCUUGACAAGCAUACUCAAUGGGGGAUCGACUUCCUAGAGAGGUAUGCAAAGUUUGUCAAGGAAAGGCUGGAGAUUGAACAGACCUAUGCAAAACAGUUAAGGAACCUGGUUAAGAAGUACUGUCCCAAGCGCUCCAAAGAUGAUGAACCUAGGUUCUCGUCGUGCAUGUCCUUCUACUCCAUCCUGAAUGAGCUGAAUGACUAUGCGGGGCAGAGGGAGGUAGUGGCCGAGGAGAUGGGGCACAAUGUGUACGGAGAGCUGAUGAGGUAUUCACAGGACCUCAAGUCAGAGAGGAAACACCACCUUCAGGAGGGCAGGAAGGCCCAGCAGUAUCUGGACCAGUGUUGGAAACAUAUGGACAAUAGCAAGAAGAAGUUUGAGCGGGAGUGCAAGGAGGCAGAGAAAUCACAGAUCAGCUACGACAGGUUAGACAACGACAUCAACGCCACCAAGUCAGAGGUAGAAAAGGCAAAGUCCCAGUUGUACCUGCGCACACACUCAGCAGACGAGAGUAAGAACGAGUAUGCUGCUCAGCUGCAGAACUUUAACGGGGAACAGUGGAAACAUUUCAAUGUGGCCAUUCCACAGAUAUUCAAGAACCUGCAGGACAUGGACGAGAGGCGGACAGUGAAGCUGGGAGAGACGUACCGGAACUUUGCCGAAGUGGAGCGCAGAGUCGUCCCCAUCAUCUCCAAGUGUCUGGAGGGCAUGGUGACUGCUGCCAAGGCUGUGGACCAACGCAAGGACUCAGCGAUUGUAGUGGAGUCAUUUAAGUCAGGCUUUGAGCCUCCAGGGGACUUCCCAUUUGAGGACUACAGUCAGAACCUUUCCCGGACGGGCUCAGACAACACCAUCAGCACCCCCAAGAACGAGGGGGUGGUCAAGCCAGACCCCAAACACUCGAUUAGCAAGGCGGCCAAGAACAAACUGUGGCUCUUUGGGAAAAAGCCCAAGUCUCCCCCCUCCUCUCCUCCCCCUGCUCCCCACCGCCCCGACCUGGCUACCGCCAGCCACUGUCAGGCUCCUAAAUUUGCUAGUGACCCCAUAGCUUUCUGUCUGUCUGAACUGAGAACGGUCAAACCCAGGAUAGCCUCUUUCAGGGGUCUUAAACGAGGGUGGUCAGUGAAGGCUCCGUCACUGGAGGACUUCAGCCAUCUGCCUCCCGAACAGAGACGCAAGAGGCUGCAGGCUCGGAUCGACGAGCUCAGCAAAGAACUACAGAAAGAGGUGGACCAAAGAGAUGCACUGAACAAGAUGAAGGAUGUGUAUGAGAAGAACCCUCAGAUGGGCGACCCACAGAGCCUCCAGCCCAAGAUCUCUGAGACCAUGUGCAACAUGGAGAAACUACGCUCCGAGAUCCACAAGAAUGAGAGCUGGCUGUCAGAGGUGGAGGGGAAGGUGAGCACCAGAGGAGAUCGAAGACCCAGUGCCGACGUCAACCAUCACACACCCCAUGGCAGAGAGAGCCCUGAGGGCAGUUACACAGAUGACCCCAGCCAGGAGCACCGCAGCCCCCCUCACCAGCCAGACCCCCGACAGGCCCAUCAGCCAGACCCCCGACAGGCCCACCAGCCAGACGAGUUUGAUGAUGAAUUUGACAACGACGACCCCCUCCCAGUCCUUGGCCACUGCAAAGCGCUCUACUCCUUUGAUGGUCAGAAUGAGGGAACACUGUUGAUGAAGGAGGACGACGUGCUGUACAUCAUCGAGGAGGACAAGGGCGACGGCUGGACGCGAGCCAGGAAGCAGAGCGGAGAGGAGGGCUAUGUGCCCACGUCCUACGUGGAGAUCGCCAUGGAGAAGAACAGCAAAGGUGCAGUCACCUACAUCUGAUCUGACCACCUGCAUGGACUCAUAUUAUAAGCCCUCUUCCUCUGGGGAAUGCUGGUCCGAACAGCAAGUCCUCUUUGUUCACUGUGUGAGCUCACGGACAAACAAACACUCUACAGUCCUGCUAUUGUCGUGACCCUCUAGGAGCUCAGUAUCAAUGAAUUAAGCCAUGUGUGUCUGUAGGACGACGUAUCCAUAGCCAUGCUCUAUGGCAAGGGGACUCAUCACCCCUUAGGCCUGAUUAUUUUAUUUAAUAUUUCAAAAGUGAUUUGUUGUUUUUAGUUCAUGUAUCUUUUUUUUAUUUUUUUAAGGUAGAUGAUAAAAUGCUCUUCUGGUUUUAAGAUCUUUCUACUUUGGAUCAAAGUGAUUUGGAAAAUAGGAAAAGUGACGUAUACAGAUUUGACCCAUUGUAUUGUCUAUAUGUUAUCACUCAGCUGUUGUGAGCCUGGUAUGUUAAGUACUCUGCUCCACCUAUUAAGACAGGAAUGCAGUAAUACGUCCCGGUAAGGAGUGGCCUAGUUUGUGCCUAUAUGACUCAUAUUUCCCACCACCAUACUACCCUUUAAGAUAAUUGUACACUUCUUCUCUCUUCCUUUGAUUUGUAUGUGUGUGUGUCACAACAAUGCUGCCCUCUGGUGGUCAGGGCUAUAUUACACCCAGGGGCGUGGUUCUUCACUGUGUACUACUUACUGUCCGCUAUCUGUCUCUGUCCUAGGGGUGGGGGUCGGUACAGUAACUCCUCUCCUUUCUCUCUCUCUCUCCUGUUGGACUGCAGGUUCCUGAGUGGAGCAGUGUGGCGAGGUCUUUGGUGGAGGGUACAUGCUGAGUCUGGUGGAGCUAGUGGCAGGCAGGGCUUGACUUGGGAGGGGAGGGGGUUGGCAGGUCACAUGUUUGCAUGCACACAUCCAUGGCCAUUAACAUCAUUCCAUAGCAGUGAAGAUUCCUGAGGUGGUAGCUAUGCCUCUAUAGGAGGGGAGUGUUCUUCUAAACUGUCUAUACACAACACAGAGUAACCAAUCCACUGCAGCAUACCAGCAAGAUCAGGGACCAGGGAGGGGGCUUAUAGUUAGCGACUCACAACAUCUUUUAUAAUGAGAGAUAAGCAAUGAACACACUACUACUCCACUAUUACGUAUCUCUUAAUGUUGUAUUUCUGCUCUUCAGGCAACAUCCAGCACUAACAGCCUGCCUUGUUGUCGCAUUGUUACAUUCUCAUUCCGUUGUUGGGAAUGUCUGCCUGUCUGUGCUACUCGCCUGCGGUCGCCUUACCUUAACGUGCUUCAGCAUGUCUGUAAUAUGAACUGUCAUUACGUCAUACGGGAAGGAAUGCAGCGUCUUGUAUGUAACUCUGUGGUUGCCCUCGCCGCCCGUUGGUUCACUUCUAAUCUUCCUGUCUUGUCUCCUUCAUUCAUCCACGAUUUUGGUUUCUUUUGUCUCUCCGUUUCUUUUCUUUCUGUGUUAAUCAAAACAUUCCCAUCAUGCCGUGUGUGUGUUGAGCGUCACCUCUGUCGUGCUGUUGUUCAGGAUCUCAUGUGGCACGGCCACUCAGAUCAGCGUAGGAGCAGUACUUCUCUAGAAACAGCAUGCCUGCCCUUACACUACCACUUCAUCCCCUCCUCCUCAACCCUGCACCAGCACCGCAGACUGGAGAAAGGCAGCAUGCCAGCAGAGGGCCCUCCUCCCUCACCAGCCAGUCAUCACACAGCAGCUCAGGCUAGGAAACCUCCUCCCUCACCAGCCAGUCAUCACACAGCAGCUCAGGCUAGGAAACCUCCUCCCUCACCAGCCAGUCAUCACACAGCAGCUCAGGCUAGGAAACCUGGAGGCUGAGCUGAGACAAAUGACUGGGCAUCAACCCGCAAUUCAACAACAACACUCCAAAUCUCCUUGCAGUCUCUGCCUUAAUACUAACUCUGGGAGUGGGGAUGGACCUGCUGAUUGCUCUUCCAUCACUCUCUGCCGCACACAAGGGCUCCAACCGACAGUCUACGGUGGCUUGCUGUGGUGCUCCUCUGGGCCCCACCCAGACUCCUGCCGCGUCUCUUCUCCUCGGUCUUACAGGAGCAUCCUGGGGCUUUGCUGCGUGCGGUCUCCACGUGAAAGAGUGUUGCAUUCCCAUACCGUUCCUGUUUCAAGCGCAUAUUAUAAUUGUGAAUGUGAUUAUACAUAUGUAUGCGUACUAAUGUGUGUAUGCAUAUACGUAGUUUGUUUUAUUACUAAAUUGUAUGUAUUAACAUCUCUUUUAUUUCAUGCUGAAUGUGUUUUUAUUGUGACUUUUUAUAGGGAUUUUAAUCAGAUGAAUGACUCACUUCUCAGAAUCGUGCCGUGCCGUUAGCUCAAAGUAACCAUGCAUUGUUGUCAGAACAUCCUUCUGAAUAGGGACAUGGUCUUCACUGAUGCACUUUUGCCCUAUAGCAUUUGAAUCGAAUAUCAAUGAAUAAAUGAAUGAAUGAAA